Vigna angularis (adzuki bean) is the source of this 1977-nucleotide messenger RNA. RefSeq names its product actin-related protein 3-like. Gene Ontology annotation, molecular function: actin filament binding. Gene Ontology annotation, cellular component: actin cortical patch; Arp2/3 protein complex. The coding region runs from base 307 to 1506 and encodes 399 amino acids. The transcript is spliced from 9 exons. The record is from RefSeq and is a predicted model, not a curated record. Gene Ontology annotation, biological process: Arp2/3 complex-mediated actin nucleation. Lineage: Eukaryota; Viridiplantae; Streptophyta; Magnoliopsida; Fabales; Fabaceae.
GAUUGGGUCGGUUGUUGUUUGUUUAAAGCAUGUUUGGGAAACGAAGAGAAUGACGAUGAAGUUAAUGGGACCUGCUCCUUACAGUUGAAAUGGGUGUAGCAAUCACCAACCAUUCCCAUUUGUCUAUUUCUUCCUUUCACUUGGGAUCAAAGUCUCUGUCACCAUCAUAUUUACCUGUACUUCCACCUUCUUCUUCUUCUUUAUCUUCUCCUUUUCCCUCUUCCUUAUUGCGCUCUUCACGACCAUGAUCCUCUCGCAGGUCCCCUUUCAACGCUCACCAUCACCACCACUCUUUCUCUCUUUCUCAUGGAUCCCUCUCCUCGCCCGGCUGUAGUCAUCGAUAAUGGCUCCGGGUAUACUAAGAUGGGGUUUGCUGGUAAUGUCGAGCCAUGUUUUAUUAUUCCGACAGUGGUUGCAGUUAAUGAGUCUUUUCUGAAUCAAUCGAAGAACCUCUCUAAAGCCAAUUGGUUGGCCCAGCACAACGCUGGAGUGAUGGCGGAUCUUGAUUUCUUCAUCGGGGAUGAGGCACUUACCAAGUCUCGAUGUAGUAGCACUUACAAUCUCAGCUACCCAGUUCAGCAUGGCCAGGUUGAGAAUUGGGAUGCCAUGGAGCGCUACUGGCAGCAGUGCAUAUUCAACUAUUUGAGGUGUGAUCCGGAGGAUCACUAUUUUCUCUUGACUGAGAGUCCAUUGACUUCGCCUGAGAGUCGCGAGUAUACUGGGGAAAUCAUGUUUGAGACUUUUAACGUACCUGGGCUUUACAUUGCUGUGAAUUCUGUGCUUGCCCUUGCAGCUGGUUACACCACAUCUAAGUGUGAGAUGACAGGAGUUGUAGUGGAUGUUGGAGAAGGGGCGGCUCAUGUUGUACCUGUCGCAGAUGGCUAUGUUAUUGGUGGCAGCAUCAAAUCAAUUCCUAUUGCUGGAAAGGAUGUUACUCUUUUUGUGCAGAAGCUCAUGCGGGAAAGAGGAGAGAAUGUUCCACCCGAUGACUCUUUUGAAGUGGCACGAAAAGUGAAGGAAAUGUAUUGCUACACUUGCUCUGACAUAGUGAAGGAAUUUAAUAAGCAUGACAAAGAACCAACCAAGUAUAUGAGGCAUUGGAGAGGCAUUAAACCAAAGUCAGGGGCACCAUAUUCUUGUGAUAUUGGCUACGAACGAUUUCUUGGCCCUGAGAUUUUCUUUAAUCCUGAGAUAUAUGGUAGUGACUUUACUACCCCUUUGCCAGUUGUAAUAGACAAGUGCAUUCAGUCUGCACCGAUUGACACGAGGAGAUCACUAUACAAGAAUAUAGUGUUGUCUGGCGGUUCAACCAUGUUCAAGGAUUUUCACAAGAGAUUGCAGCGUGAUCUAAAAAAAAUUGUGGAUACUCGUGUCCUUUUAUCUGAAGCACGCUUAAAUGGGGAGAUAAAACCUACAGUCGCAGCCAGUGGAGAUAAAUGUGGUGAGCCACCCAAUUCAGAGAUUUGCAGUUUGGUUUGGAGGAUCCGUACUUGCAUCAACUCCUGAAUUUUUUACGGCUUGUCAUACAAAGGCAGAAUAUGAAGAGCAUGGAGCAAGCAUUUGCCGUACAAAUCCUGUUUUCAAGGGAAUGUAUUAAAGCAGCGACAGUUGAAUGAAUGGGUGGCGGAAGUGAUUGUAAAAUAUGUAUAUGAAGCGAACACAUGCAUUUGUUUUUAUUCCAGCAGUCUCCCUAAGCAGCAGCUCCAGACAUUGAAACUGAUCUUUCACUAAGCUGGCUGAGUCUGAUGAAGUUCUGCAUUUUUGUGUCAUUCAUUGUUGGGACUCAUAAUUCCAUCAAGUCAUUUUUUAGCUGACAAGUCAAAUUCGUUUUUGUUGAAUUGUAAUAAGCACCAGUGCAGGUUAGAUUUGUGUUUACAGUAAUCAUAUAAUUUUGCAAUCUUUUUUGGUACAUAUUGUAUAAUUUGUAUUUCUUUAUUUUACUGAUUAUCAAAACUAGAAAUAAUUUUGUCACAUUAA